Messenger RNA from Vicugna pacos (alpaca), 2904 nucleotides. Lineage: Eukaryota; Metazoa; Chordata; Mammalia; Artiodactyla; Camelidae. The record is from RefSeq and is a predicted model, not a curated record.
AACUGUUUUUACUAUUUUACAGUAUAACUUGACACCAUUCUUACUCGUCGUCAGGAAGAACAAAGAAGAAAUGGUCAAAUUUUUGAUAGAGAACGGGGCAAAUGUACAUGCAGUCGACAAGCUGCAAAGAUCAGCACUGAUGCUUGCUGUACGUCAUGACUCACCGGACAUAGUCAAGCUGCUUCUUCAGAAAGGUGUUAAUGCCGAUUUGCUAGAUGUACACGGACACUCUGCUGAACAAUAUGCUUGUUCUAAUGGUUUCAAACACCUCUACCAACUGAUUGUCGACUACAGAGAUGGAAAGAUAUCAAAUACUCCCCCUCAAAAUAGCGACCUAGGACAGAGUUCUGCUAAGGAGAGUUUACCUUCUUCGCAUACUGGGGCAGAAAAUAUCCAAGAAAAGUUGCAAUUGUCCAGCAAGGACAACGAAGAAGAAAAGGUUGUCGAGUUGGGAACCAGCAAUGGCAGCUGCAUGGAUUCACUGAAGAAUGUUGAGCAGAAGAAGGUGUUAGUGAUUAAGGUUGCACCGAGGUUUGAAGACAUCUCUGUAAGCCGUAUUUCACCCAAACAUGAUAUUGAUGAUUCACGGCCUCCAUCAGAUGAUGACUUAGAUCUUGCUCCCAAGGAAGAAGCAACAAAGCCGAAAACUGGGGGAAAAGAGAAUGGCGCUCGGACUAUUAACAGUGUCCUAAAGGAGCAAGCAGGUCAUAGCAAAUUGAUUUCUGUUGAUGGAGCACACGAAAGUGACAGAGGUGAUGCAACUUCAGCAUUAGGAUUAGAAGAAAAGGAAGAUGUCGAAUCACCCUUGGAUUCUGAGAAUAUCUCUGCGAUUCAGCUACCGAACCGUGUUGAUCAUUUAUCUGGAGCUGCAGGUCUAGGAGAAAAAAAUACAUUGAAUGGACAAAUAGAAAGACGAAUUGAAGAGCAUGAUUCUACUGAAAAAUAUCCUCACUUGAAGCCUGCAGGUGGAGUGAAAGAUUCUGUUCCUAAGAAAACAGGAGAAAUGAAGAACUUUCAAACAUUCAAAUCAGGUUCUUCAGACUGGGUUGCUACUAGUUUGAGCCUCCAAAAUGAGGCUGGUCAAAGAGCCGAGCAUUUGAAAGUUGAUAAAUGUCCGUUGGUAUCACAAUCAGUGACCACAAACCAGUCAGCACCCACAAAACUGGGGCAGACGGCCCCGGUAGAUAAAGGCCGGAAGAAUAUUGGAGCCGUGUCUCUGUCAGAAAAUGCAGCGCUCCAUGGCCUGUGUGAGUCACAGCUGCCAGAGAACAGGAGCAGCAAAGAAGCAGACCUAGACUUACAAAGGGCAUCUGAGGAAGAGCAAGAAAGACUUGAUGGAAGUGAAAAUAACCGCUCACAGGAUAAAUGUGUUUUACAAGCAUAUACUGUGAAAGAAGAGAAAUCUGAAGAUCAAAUCAAGCAGAUUAAUCUUUCACUUGUGCAUCUGCAGAAAAUGCCUAGAGAAGCAGAAAUGAAUAAGGAACAUGACAGAAAGGACAUACCUGUGUCUUCAAAACAUUCUAAUGUGGAGAAGCAUGAGGACAUGUGGGUGAAACAAGGCAAAUUCGACUGGAAAAAUAAGUCACAACUUAUCACAAAGAAGUUAAAGCAGAAAAUUGGUAAAAUCCAUGAAAAAGGCAAAAUUACUUUCCGUCAUAAGGAAGUGCCACUACAUGACAACUCUGAACUACAUGGUGACUUAAAGGAACUACCUUCCAACGUCACAGAUAAUCUAUUUGAUUUUGAGAAAGUAGAUGCACCUGGAGCCUCUGUCUCUGUAGGAUUCCAGGCAGUCUCUGAACACAAAGAGCCCAGUCUUGAAAAUGUUCUUCCAUCUCAUUCCAAGUCUGAGUCAAGAAAGUAUGGUUGCCAGUCAUCUUCAAAACUUGAUUUAAAUGAAAAUAAGUUGGCUGAAAAUGGUAAGCCAGACACUGAAGACGUUUUUAACAAAACUGAGGAGCGUUUUUGUAAUGACAGAGAAAAUGAAGUAAGGAACCGGGUUCCAUUUAAAGUGAAAGAAGACCAAGAAUUUGCUACAAAAAGAAAACCAAAAAGGAACCAAAAUACUCACUGGAAAUCAGACACUGGACAUGCACCUCAGGUUGAAGUAGAAGAGAACAGGAAGAAAAGUGAACUGAAAGGAUCAGAAACCAUGUGUGGUGGCAGUUAUCAUGAAGGAUUAACUCGGCAGAGGAAGAGGGGAAAAACUGCUGACCAGCAGUUUCCUGCUCUGCAGAAAGGAGAUCCUGAUAGUAGCUGUCCUGGCUUGCGUAUGAAGGAAGUAAAGAAGAAUGAAAGUGGAAAACGGACAUCAAAAGCAUCUGUGACGUCACAUGUAUUUGAGAAGACUGCCUCACUGGCUGGUGGUCUCCUACACAUGAAUGAGAAUAGCAGUUUAAGUGAAGGAGAUCAAGGUUGUGGCAGGUCUUCAAAGAAAAUGUCUACUAAAAAGGACAAGGUCAGAGAGCAGAUUAAUUCUGUGGAUGACCUCGAUGACUUAACUCUGUCACCGGAAACAGCUUCUGAGGAUCACAAGUCGCUUUACCCUAAUUGUAAGAGUACCCUGAGGCUAAUCAAACAACUUGGCCCGGAGAGUAAAGAUUCUGAUAGGUUAUUGAAAAUUCAGGAUCCAGUUCAUUCGUUGAGAUCAAUAGAACUGAAAGAAUCUGACUGUGCACUACUUAGAGGAAAAAUCAAAGAAAUGGAAAAUAAGGUGAACUGGCUACAAACAGAACUGUUGAAAACAAGAGAAGGAAAAUCACAGUUAAAACUUCAAAAUGUGGAGUGGGAACGAGAGCUCUGCAGCAUGAGGUAAGCAUAUUUCACUGCAGAUUCAAAUUAGAACAAGAAGCAAAGAAGAAGAAAAAUGCUUAUAUGUUAUAUGAAAAAACUAAGGAUGACUUA